AUGGCUACUGUUGGUAAGAGUUUGUUGAACCCGCAUGCAUCCGAAUAUAUACCUAUUUCCACUCCGCCACCGCCUCCUCCUCCUCCUCCUACCGUUGAUUCACCACCACGGGAGAAUGUGCGACCACCAUUGCUGGAACACCCGUGGUUGAAUAUUCCUCCUAGAUUGAUAAAUGAUUAUGUCGCUAGAACAAAAUUUUCUCCAUCCAUCAAGGGAAUCAGAGGUGGGGAGUGGUCGAGAACCGACGGCCCGAUGAAAUACGGUGUAAUUCCUAUAAGUAGGAGCCAUAAGAACGUGACUACUAUCGUGAUUAAGAAUAUUCCAUAUGACUACAACCGUGAAAUGUUGAUGCAAUUUCUGGACGAGCACUGCUUACUGGAGAAUCAAAAAGCUAGAGAUUCAAAUGGAGAAAAUAUUCAUAUCUUUGCUUAUGAUUUCUUGUAUUUGCCUAUGGAUUUCAAAAGCAAGAUGAACAAAGGUUAUGCAUUUGUGAAUUUCACAGAUGAGAGAACUGUGUGGAAUUUUUUUGAGGUUUUUGACAAACUAAAUGUGUUUCCGGGAUCUACUUGGGCGGUCAAGAUUGUCACUGCGAAGAUCCAGGGAAAAGAGGCUUUAGUGAACCAUUUCAAGAACACAAGAUUCGUAUGUGAAUCAGAAGAGUUUCUGCCAGUUCAGUUUAGUCCUCCGAGAGAUGGUUCUGGGGAAUCGGUACAAAUGAUUACUGUAGGUGAAUACAAAGUCACUCCAUCUUGUUCAGAUAUUCUCAAGAAACCCUAA
Solanum tuberosum (potato) is the source of this 777-nucleotide messenger RNA. RefSeq names its product protein terminal ear1 homolog. The transcript has 4 exons. Gene Ontology annotation, molecular function: nucleic acid binding. The coding region runs from base 1 to 777 and encodes 258 amino acids. The record is from RefSeq and is a predicted model, not a curated record. NCBI's taxonomy places the organism in Eukaryota, Viridiplantae, Streptophyta, Magnoliopsida, Solanales, Solanaceae.